AUGGCACUUCAAUACAAACAAGCCGCCAAAGUUAUUGAUAAUGUAUUAAAAAAGAAAGCAAGCAUUAAAACAUCUAUAUACCAAAACAAUGAGAUAAAAAAUAAAAAGAUUAUUUUAGCGAUUGUAUCAAAAACACUUGCAAAUAUGAAUACUAUUGAAGAUCUUCUUCGUGAUAUCAAAGAUUUUAGAACAAUCAAACAAAAAACAAUGUUGAUGGUAAUGUUAAAUGAUUAUAUUACUAAUGGUAAGAUUAGUGGAGGAGGGGCUAUCAAAUCAGUUAUUUUAAAAAAUAAAGAAAAAAUACCUAUUCUUGAGAAGAAACAAAAAGAAGAAGAGACGUUCAAAUAUUAUCGAUUAAAUACAUUACGUACUAAAGUAUUUCCAUCAAUUUCUAAUAAGGUUGAACCUGAUGAAUUUAUUCCAAAUUUAUAUAAGUUAACACCACCACUUUCAUUACCAAUUGAUACUUUAUUAUCACAAGAUAAACCAAGUUGUUUUCCUGCAUUUAUUUUAAAACCACCUGAAAAUAGUAUAUGUAUUGAUGCGUGUGCUGCACCAGGAAAUAAAACAACUCAUUUAGCAACGAUUAUGAAUAACACUGGUAUUAUUUAUGCAUUUGAUAAAGAUUCAAAACGAGCUGAAUUAUUAAGAACUACAGUAAAGAAUUAUCAAGCAACAAAUAUUGAAGUUAUUUGUGGUGAUUUUCUUCAAAGUGAUAUUGAAGAUAUUCGUUUUGAGAAUGUCACUCAUAUUUUAUGUGAUCCAUCAUGUUCAGGGAGUGGUAUUCUUGAGAGACAUUAA
This is a messenger RNA of Entamoeba dispar SAW760, 801 nucleotides long. Its product is annotated as williams-beuren syndrome critical region protein, putative. The record is from RefSeq and is a predicted model, not a curated record. The coding region runs from base 1 to 801 and encodes 266 amino acids. Lineage: Eukaryota; Evosea; Mastigamoebida; Endamoebidae. The transcript has a single exon. Gene Ontology annotation, molecular function: methyltransferase activity. Gene Ontology annotation, cellular component: nucleolus. Gene Ontology annotation, biological process: rRNA base methylation.